Molecule: messenger RNA, 6780 nt
Organism: Ctenopharyngodon idella (grass carp)
Lineage: Eukaryota; Metazoa; Chordata; Actinopteri; Cypriniformes; Xenocyprididae
Product: NACHT, LRR and PYD domains-containing protein 3-like
Exons: 11
Coding region: 170-3511 (1113 amino acids)
Molecular function (GO): protein binding
Source: RefSeq, a predicted model, not a curated record
AAAACGCAGGACCAAACACCGCGCAAUCGGGGCGCUUGUGAACUGGUGAAACAUACGUUUUUAAAUCUAUGAUCCCUGGAAUAUCGCAUGACGAAACUGUGUCCGUAUAACAUCUGCUGGAAAUCCAGCACCUUGAUCUGUUGAUCAGCAUUGUGACACACGAGAUGAGAUGGAAGAAGACAAGCUGAAACACAAGGAAGUCCAGAUGAGCAGCAGCGCUCACACUGGAGUCAGUGUUGAUCUGAAUGCUCAGAUGGGAGCAACUGUAAAUGUUCCUGUACUCCUUGGAAACACCAUCACAGGACCAGUGACCUUCAUCACGAACCCUGCAGGAAACGAGCCACAAAAUAUCACAGAGACAGCAGAGAAACACAAAGAAGAGAAAGAGGAUUUGAUUCUGAAAAAAUUCUUGGGAACUCACAAAACAGACAUGAAGAAGAAAGCAGAGCGUAUUUUUGAAGGCAAGAAAGAAAAUGAAGCACAGCUCAAGGCUGUUUACACAGAACUCUUCAUCACAGAGGGAGAUAUGAAAGAUGUCAAUCAGGAGCAUGAGAUUCUGAAGAUUGAUGAUGCUUUCAAGUACAAAAAAACACAGGACAAACCAAUCAAAUGCAAUGAUAUAUUUAUUGAACUGAGGAGAAACAAUGAGGAAAAGAUUGUGCUCACCAAAGGAGUCGCUGGCAUCGGAAAAACUGUCUCUGUGCAAAAGUUCAUCCUAGACUGGGCAGAAGGAAAAGCCAAUCAGGAUAUACACUGUGUGUUCCUGCUUCCAUUCCGAGAUAUUAACAGCAUCAAAGACAUUAAAGACAGAGAGUUCAAUCUUCAUGAGUUCCUGCUGAAAUUUUAUCCUCAAUUAAAGGACCUGGAAAAAUCAAAGUUAUAUAAGGAAUGUAAACUUUCAUUUAUAUUUGAUGGACUUGAUGAGAGUCGCCUGGAUUUGAAGUUUGAACAUGGAACAUUGAACAAUGUUGAGGAAAGAUCAUCUGUAGAUGUGCUGUUCACAAGUCUGGUCAAAGGGAAGCUGCUUCCAUCAGCUCUCAUCUGGAUGACCUCACGACCAGCAGCAGCCAAUCAGAUCCCUCCUGAGUAUGUGGGUUUGUCCACAGAAGUGCGAGGAUUCACUGACCAACGGAAGGAGGAGUACUUCAGAAAGAGAAUCACGGAUGAGACUCAGGCCUCCAGAAUCAUCUUACACAUUAAGACGUCUCGUAGUCUCUACAUCAUGUGUCAUAUUCCUGUGUUCUGCUGGAUCACAGCCACAGUACUUCUGAAAAUUCUCAAGAACAACACUGAGACCAUCAGCACAACACUCACUGAAAUGUACAUUCACUUCCUGCUGAUACAGAUGAAAAUGAAGAGCCAGAAAUAUGAUGGAAAAACAGAAAGACAACGUAAAAAGCUCUUACAGGCAAAUAGAGAAAUGAUUUUAAAGUUAGCCAAGCUAGCGUUUGAACAGUUGAAGGAGGAAAAUGUUGUGUUCUAUGAGGAAGAUCUGGAAGCAUGUGGUAUUGAUGUGAGUGAAGACACUGAGUUCACAGGAAUGAUCGCUGAGAUCUUUAAGCAGGAAGAUGGACUUCAUGAAGAAAAGGUCUUCUGCUUUGUGCAUCUGAGUGUUCAAGAGUUCCUCGCUGCAGUGCAUGUGUUCCUCUGCUACCUGGACAAGAAAAUGGAGGAGCUUCAGUUUUUCUUUGAGAAGCCAAAAGAAAACAUCACAUUGCAGGAGCUACUAGAGAAGGCUGUUGAUAAAGCCAUGAAGAGUGAGAGAGGACAUCUGGACCUGUUCCUGCGGUUUCUGAUGGGAAAUUCGCUGGGAUCCAGUCAAAACCUUCUCAAAGGCCUGAUCACACACACUGAAGACACUACAGAGAGCAUCACACAAACAACUGAAUACAUUAAACAAGUACAAAACAAGAAUAUCUCAGAUGAAUCUUCAGUCAACCUGUUUUACUGCUUACUUGAGCUCAAGGAUCAUUCAUUAUAUGAGGAAAUCCAGAGAUACCUCAGUUCAGAUGAAGAUCCAGGGAAAAAACUCUCAUCUUCAAUGUGCACAGUGCUUAACUACAUACUGCUGAUGUCAGAGAAGGUGCUGGAUGAGUUCAACCCAAAGAGGUUCACGUCAUCUUCAAACUACAAGAGACUCAUUCCAGCUGUGAGAUGCUGCAGAAAAGCCUUAUUUGAUGGCUGUGAUCUUGAUGAAACUUGCUGUGAAACUGUAUCUUCUUUUCUACAAUCAUCAAACUCCCAUCUGAGAGAGUUGGACCUGAGUAGCAAUCACCUGAAGGAUUCAGGAGUGAAGCUGCUUUCUGAUGGACUGAAGAGUUCAAACUGUAAACUGAACAUACUGAGGCUAUGUGGGUGUAAUCUCACUGGUCAGUCCUGUGAAGGUUUGUCUUCAGCUCUACAGUCAUCAAACUCUGUCCUGGAAGAACUAGACCUGAGUAACAAUGGCCUGCAGGAUUCUGGAGUGAAGCUUCUUUCUGAUGGACUGAAGAGUCCAAACUGUCAGCUGCAAAUACUGAGCCUUACUCACUGUAAUCUCACUGUUCAGUCUUGUGAGAGUUUUUCAUCAGUUCUACAAUCCUCAAACUCUGUCCUGAAAGAACUGGACCUGAGUAACAAUGACCUGCACGAUUCUGGAGUGAAGCUUCUUUCUGCUGGACUGAAGAGAAACUGUAAGCUGGAGAUUUUGAGGUUGUCUGGCUGUAUGGUGACAGAGGAAGGCUGUGGUUAUGUGUCUUCAGCUCUGAGUUCAAACCCCUCACACCUGAGAGAGCUGGAUCUGAGCUGCAAUCACCCAGGAGACUCAGGAGUGAAGCUACUCACUGAUACGCUCAACCAUCCAAACUACAGACUGAACAAACUCAAUGUGAAUCAUGGAGGAGAGUUCAGGAUUACAGCAGGACUGCACAAAUAUUCCCAUUGGCUCACUCCGGAUCUGAACACAGUGAAUAAAGCCCUUCGUCUGUCUGAGAGCAACACAGUGAUUACAGGCACUCGCACACCGCUGUUGUAUCCUGAUCAUCCAGACAGAUUUGAUUAUAGUCCUCAGGUGUUGUGUAGAGAGAGUGUGUGUGAUCGACGCUGUUACUGGGAGAUUGAGUGCAGUGGACCUGUGUUAAUAUCAGUGUCAUAUAAGAGCAUCAGCAGGAAGGGACGGGGUCAUGAGUGUCGGUUUGGAUAUAAUGAUCAGUCCUGGAGUUUGAACUGUUCUUCCUCCAGUUACUCAUUCAGAUACGAUAAGAUAGGGACUGAUCGCACUGUAAAGUCCAUCAUCAGUAGAACAGGAGUGGAUGAUGAUGAUGAUGAUUUAGAGUCCAUCAGCAGGAGAACAGGAGAGUAUGUGAAACACUAUAGAGUAGGAGUGUAUGUGGAUCACAGUGCAGGAACUCUGUCCUUCUACGGCGUCUUUGGAGACACAAUGAUCCUCAUCCACACAGUCCAGACCACAUUCACUCAACCGCUCUAUCCUGGGUUUAUGGUUUGGUCUGGAUCAUCAGUGAAACUGUGUUGAUGAAUCAGAACAGACUGACGAGAGAUUCUACCCAUAAUGCUUUAAGCUCAUGAUGAAUGAGUGUGUGUGUGAGUGUGUGUCUUUGUUUGAGUGUGUGUGUGAGUGUACUUGUCUACCUAUCUAACAGGGGACCACUGAGCAAAGAGGGGACGUUUUUCAAGUCCCCUGUAGGUCAUGCUUUAAAUCAUGUUAAAAUCAAGUAAAAAAUGCUCUGCUGAAUUUUUUUUUCAUUUUUUUAUACUACUAGGCCAAUUAUUGAUUUUUUUUUUAAUUAUCUUCAUUAUUAUUUUACUGUAAUGCUAAUACAUUCCAAGAUAAUUACCAUAUAAAUUGCCAAAAUAUUCAAAUGUUUAUAUAUAUAUAACCCUAACCCAUACCAGAAAUCAUUUAUGCAUCGUUCUACAUCUGGGUGGAAGCCUAUAACUUACUAGUUUCAAACUUUGCAUUACAUUAAUAUAAAACUUUAUUUAAAAUUGAAAUUUUAAACAGUAAAUAUUUCAAAAUAUAUACUCAUCCAGUAUAAAAUUAAAUACAACUGCCAUCAAUAGAGGGAACAAACAAAAAAACAAAGCAACUGAACAGGUGUUGCACUAUAUCAGGUAAAGAUUCAAAAUUUUAUAUCGACUUGAUGCACUGAAAAUGUUCAGCUGGCUUAAUCAAAUUAUGCGAACUGAAUGUCUAUUCACACAGGCACUUUAGUUGAACCAACUGAAGAUUUUCAAUAGAACAGUCAACUCAUAAUUUUGAACUUUGAUCUUGACAUAGAAGGCCUUUAAGUGCUUUUAAGUGUCUGGGUUUGUAUGGAUGGCAUUAUAAUUAGUUAUAUGAGGUACAACAGUAAACUUUGAGUUGCAAGAAAAAAUACUUGUCUGCUUAAACUGCUCAUUUAGCAUGUAGAGUUUAACUAGUGUGGAAGUUGGCAUGGAAUAUGAUUAAACAAAAUGCCUUUGAUCCCCUGUUAGAUGGUAAAGUGUGGCUCAUGUUUGGUUGCUUUGCCAUUUCUUACCAUCAAUGUAUGUAUAUAUAUAUAUAUGGGCAAGAACUGGUGUUUAGUGUUACUAUGAACAUUGCUGCUAUAUUCAGAGAUAUUCAGAAUAUGAAAUAUUGCUAAUUGCACUUUACCAUCUAACAGGGGACCAAUGUCCUUUUGUGUAGUGAAAUUACUGCUGCUGCUGCUGCUGCUGCUUAACUUUAGCAUGAACACUUUUGCUUGUGUGGAAUUGGGCAUUGAAUGAUGAAUAAAAAUGGUAACAUCUAAAUUAACGUAUUUUGUUCGUCAAAAAUAUUAUUUAACAUCAAUGAACCAAACUAAAUACAUCAGUUUAUACCAACAAAACUAAGUUUUGUUUUAAAUCAAGCAGAAAUAGCUCUUUAAGGUAACAGUUGCGGGCUAUCACUUUAUACAGUGAAUUUUGUUUUGAUUAAACAAAAUGCCUUUAGUCCCCUGUUAGAUGGUAAAUUGCGACAUCUGUUUGGUUGCUUUGCCAUUUCUUACCAUCACAAACACACUGUAAAGAUUUUGUAGGUCAGAUCUUAAUUUUAUGUUGACUUGCUGCAAAAUUGUCAAUUAUUUUAAUUAAAUUAUGUGAACAAUGUCUUUUAACACUGGCACAUUAGUUGAAUCAACUGAAGAUUUUCUAUGCAACAAUCAACAUAAAACUGAGUUUUGACCUUUAAAAUAUUUCUACAGUUUUUUUUUUUUAAUCGCAAGAACUGGUGUUUUUAGUUUUAUUACGAACAUUGAUUAGCUCUGAAUGUAGCAGCAUAUUAUGAAAAUGUAAAGGCAACCAAACAGGUGUCAAACUUUACCAUCUAACAGGGGACCAGUGUCCUUUUGUGUAAUGAAAUCACUAUAACAUGCACAUGUUGCUAUAACAUGCACACGAUGGCUUUUAACCGAUCAUUAUCUGUUAACUGAAAUGAUUAGAAGGUUAAAUUAGAAUUAAAUUAUUAUGGAUAAGUGUCUGUGACCCAUUAAAAUACCACAAAGGUUUAGUUUUACAUGUGAAAAUAGCAGCAUAAAGCAGCACUUUUUUAUCUUUUUUUAUUUUAUAAAAUAGCAUAUUAUGUUUGGUUUUCAUUUGUAAACAUUGCAUAUUUUAUAUUUCUGAAUGUUAAAAUAAAAUAUGAUAUACACAACUUACCUGUUUUUUUUCCUCUCUAGCAUAUUACUUUACUUUAAAAAUACUUAAAUUUUUUACUACAGGUAUUAAUUGGUCAAAAGGCUUACAGUCUUUUAAUUAUGGUCAUCCUUAAUAUGAACUAAAAUUUUUAACACGGGGACUUUAAUUGAACCAACUGAAGAUUUUCAAUUAAAUAAUCACCAUAAACUGAGUUUUGAUCCAAAAUAAAGGCAAGGUUAUAAAGGUUGUAAAGGCAACUAAACAGGUGUAGCACUUUAUCAUCUAACAGGGGACCAGUGUCCAUUUGUGUAGUGAAAUCACUACAACAUGCACAUGCUGCUGCUUCUGAACUUUACCAUGUACACUUUAACUUGUGUGGAAUUGGGCAUGGAAUGAUGAAUAAAAAAGGGUAACCUGAAAAGGUAAAUUAACUUAUUUUGUUCAAGUCAAAAAUAUUAUUUAACAUCAAUAAACCAACCAUGGUCAAUAAACCAAUGUACAUACAUCAGUAUAUACCAAAAAAGUUUUAUGGGUUAAAUCAAGCAGAAAUAGCACUUUAACCCUCUGGGGUCUGAGGAUUUUCGGGGCCCUGGAGAAGUUUUGACAUGCCCUGACAUUUGUGCUUUUUUCAGUUGUUCAUAAACAUAUUAAUGGAAAAAGUGUCAUUACACUGUAUUCAGCACAACCUAGGCUACCAUAAUAUGUGAGGAACAUGUAUGUACAUGUUUGUGUUUUUGAAGGAAUAACGUUUAUGCGUGGUUAUUGAAAAAACAAAAAACUUAAGUCACUGAAAUAAAGCCAAAAAAUUUAUAUUAAAUCUGUGUUCACAAGACUUCUGGGUAUUGGAGGUUGUAGACUAGAGUUUUUGCUUCAAAAUUAUGUAAAAAUUAUCCUGCAUACUCGUUCAUUUAUAACAAUAUAUUGAUUUAGUUUUUGUAAGACACUUUUUGUCAAGAAACACAGUAUGCGUGGAGGCGUGAAUCAUCAUGAAUAAUGGGUGAUUUACACCUGAGAAGACAAAAGAAUCGCAUAAAGAACCUCUAAUGAGCUGCAUAUUAAUGAGGCCUUUCAGUCAGGUAGGCUGUGAAAAAACCCUCUGUGAUCAUGUCUCAAGCUCAUCAUGGUGUAUAUCAAACAUACAGAAAA